CUUAGGAGAGCGAGAGCAACGUUGAGCCGAGUGGCCGGACGGUGGGGAUGGGCUCGCGCUAGCGGUUUGCUCUGGCUCAGGUUUGCUCUCGCCAUGUAAGCGCAGGCUACGGGCGCUCCUCUUUUUCUCUCCUCUGCUGGAUCCGUUCUAGGGCAGCCCCGGCGGGGAUCAUGCGGAGAGCCCCGGCGCCCGGGCUGCUGCUCCCGCCGCCGUCACCGCUGUUGCUGCUGCUGGGCUUUUUGGUACUGGACAGGGGCUGCACGGCGCAAUACUCGAGCGACUUGUGCAGUUGGAGAGGAAGUGGAUUAACUCAUGAGUCCCACAGAAAAGAUGUCGAACAAGUCUACCUCCGUUGUUCUGAAGGGACCAUAGAAUGGAUGUAUCCCACCGGAGCAUUGAUCAUCAAUCUGCGACCCAAUAUUAUCUCUUCUUCUUACAAACAUUGGACUGUUUGCAUAAAACCUUAUAAGAACUCUGCAGGAGCAAAUAUUUAUUUGGAAAAAACUGGAGAACUAAAACUACUGGUCCAGGAGGGAGAUCACAGUCCUACCAGAGUGUAUUGCUUCAACUUUGACCAAGGGGGCCUUUUUGUUGAGGCAACCCCACAGCAGGACAUUAGUAGGAAGAUUACAGGCUUCCAGUAUGAACUGAUAAGCAAGGGGAUGGCAUCUGAUUUGCACAUGAUUUCCGCUCCCUGCCAACCUUGCAGUGACACGGAAGUCCUCUUGGCUGUCUGCUCCAAUGACUUUGUUGUCAGAGGUACCAUCCAAAGUGUAAUCAACGAGGAGGAUCAGCAAGAUUCCAUUAUCAGUAUAAACAUCAAUAGAAUCUACAGGCAGAAAACAAGGAUCUUCAACUCUGCUGAGGAGAGCGGUCGGUGGCAAGGACAGAUCAAGACUCUGCUUCAAUGUGGGGUAAAACCAGGAGAGGGAGACUUCCUCUUCACAGGCAGUAUGCACUUUGGGGAGGUCAGGUUAGGCUGCGCCCCACGUUUCAAAGACUUCCAAAGGAUGUACAAAGAAGCCAAGGACAAAGGACUAAAUCCAUGCGAAAUUGGCCCAGACUGAAACGAUGUUCUUCAGCUGUAGGUUACUCUUAGAGCUCAGCCAGAACUAAUUCUUAGUUGCUGCAGAUCUGCUGAUUUAAAUGGAACUAAUAACAGAGAGGAACCAUCUGAUGUCAGAAACAAAAUAUUCUCCUUUAAAGAGGUCUGUAAGAGGAGACUGGAUGAGCGUUGAGUAUGGAGGAUCCUUGAAGCCUAGAGACUCAUUAUUGCUGCUUGGAGGCUGGGCUUCUUACAAAUCCCGAGGUACUUUCUAACCCUAUGACCUUAUGACUAUAAGAACCACACAAGCUGGUCUUUGCGGCCAAUGGCUUGCUUAUGGAAUUGACUGAAGUACAAAGCUAGAACGCAAUCCCGCAUUUAGUCCAUUUGAACUAAAUUAUUUUUAUAGGUUCCCCAGGGUGGGGAGGAAUGAAAUGCGUCACAGUCCUUGUCUUAAAAAUAUCAAUCAACCAACGAACCUUUGAAUCUUUGUAAUGCUAAUGUGUAAAAUGUGUUAAGCAGAUGUAGCAUUUUGCAUGGUAUACGCAGACGACAAUGUGGUAGAAGCUGGCGAACCCAUUUUAACAUUGAUGCUUUGUUGAAAAAGAAAAAAAAAUAGGCUUGUUAUACAAUUUUUUUUAAAAAUGGUUUCCCAUGACAGGAAUUUAUGGAAUUAAACACUUGCUUUUCUUUUUUAAAGAGAGAGAAUGUACAAUUACCACCUGCAGUUUGUGUUCAGCGUGGAUGAGUUGAUUCCAUUCCAGAGAAAUAAAAUGUUCCUGGAUUUGAGCCAAUGUUGUUGUGAUUCCCAUGCUGCUUCUGCCUUCUGCACUUUUAAAUUUAACUGAUUGGUAUCUGCACCAAGGUGGCAAAAGGGCUAUUUUAAGUACAGAUUUUGUUUAUGUAAAACACUUGCACCACCUUCCAGGGACUGAAAACUUGCCUUCUUUCUGAAGGCAUUUGAAAAGCUGAUAGCAUCUUGAAUGGUAACACUACUCGGUACACCAUACCAGCUUUGCUCAAAUCUGAGCAGCUCUUGUGUCGUUGCUCUUCAUUUACAAAAUUUACAUGCUUUUUUAUAAAUGAGGUUUAGUGUUUCAUUAAAAAAGUUAAAAUACAAAUACAUUUGUAUUAAAUAGAUUUGAAAUACAAAUUUAAUAUAAUGGAGAUGUCUUAGUACAAUCCACUCGUGCCUGAUGUUAUUACUACUUUUUCAUUGGGAAUUGAAUUUCUAUUUAUUCUCAGUUCUCUUAUCUUCAUAAUAUUCUUCGGCACCAGUCUUUCACAUUCUCGGCUUUCCGUGUUUAUUGUGAGGACUAAAAAAAUUGCAGCAAUCAUAUAAAACAAUAGUAAAGAAAUGGAUUAUUUAGCAUUCCACAAGAACUUUGAAGGCAUGGGAUAGCCUCUGUACACUAUAAAGCCAACGAUUGAUGUAAAUUGGUGUUGCUAUAGAAGAACAACUGAAAAGGUUUUUCUGCAUAUUUUUUUUCAUUUUUACUUAUACAGUAAUAUAUAUUGGGUCCAAAUAUUCAGCUACUUUCAUUUGACCCUUUUAUAAACGUAUAUACUCCACUUUUGAUUAAAUGAAUCUCCCGAUUUAUUUUGUGUGCCUUCAAGUUCAGUGUUGACUCCUGGCAACUGCCUGGACAAGUCCCUGCAGUUUUCUUGGCAAGAUGUCAGAAGUGGUUUGCCUUUGUCUCCUUCCAAGAGCUGAGAGUGUAUGACAGACCCAAGUGCCUAAAAUGGACUAGAACUCAUUCUCCCAGUGUCCAGCCUGCUGCCUUAAUCGCUACAUCAAACUAUAUCUCCCCAAAUUCACUUGCAACUGAUUAAAAUAUGUCUAUUACAAUAGUUGCAAAUUAAAAAUUGCAAUAAAAUCAACAAUAAAUGCUCAAUAAUCGCACACUGAAUUGUUGUUGUUGUUCUUCUAUGCCCUGCCAAUGCAAAUAAAAACACCCACAGUGUAAUAUCUCUUUCCGUCUUGGGCCCUUAUUUAAGUCAGUUUCCUGAAUAAGUCUUCAGGCUUUUCAGGUUUCUUCUGAAGGAAAAGUUGUUCUGAUUAUAUCCCCAUAUUUUAAAGUUAAUUUAUGCCUUCCCAGCAUGUCCAUGAAGCAUCUAUUUUUGUCCUAUAAAUAUUGGCUGGAGCCUGGCUUUUCUCUUGAAGUUACCAGCCACGCUGAUCACUCCCUUUCCAGCUCUAUUCUAAGUUCUUUGUCCUCCCUACAUCUUAGGCUUUGCCAUAUGGCAAGUUCUCUUUUGUGUGGGAAGUUUUCAAAAUUGCUGACAUGCAUUGCUACAUGCUUAUUAUCUCAAUACUGGCAGGUGCACUCAUAAAAAUUAAAGACUCUAUAAGGGAGGAGUCAACAACAGUAAUUUAAUACACAGCCCAUUUUUUAACAACAAAAAGUCUUUAAGUGGAAUAUCAUGGUCAUGAUCUUCAUGAUGGGCCACACCGGAUGGCCAGUGAUGCUACUCUCUGUUUUUAUGUUGUGUUGUCAAACUUAACCUGUGGCUAAGGCUGUUUCUCUUGAAAGGCUGUCAGAUCACUUGAAAAGAAGGGAUGGUGAGUUGUAAAUUGAAGUGAAGAGCCACUUCUUGCUAUGAAAGGAAAUCUUAAGUAUCUCUUAUGAAUUGCUAUUUUCCUUCACACUAAAGCUAAUAUAGAAGAUUAUAUGGUGUUUAGGAUUUGGCAGCAUUUUAAGAUCCAAGGGUGUUUUUUUUCCUUAAAAAUAUUUUAAAGAUCCUUUUGAAAGUUGAAGCUGAUUGAUUUCAAAAACAGCAAUAUGCAUUUGAAUGCUGCAGUUGCAAUGAAUUAAUUUAAAGAAAUAAUGUUAGUAUGUCUGAGCUUUCUAAGUCAGAAAAUCUAUGAUAUUGAUAAUGGGAAAUGUUGGGAAAAUAAAAACUACAAAUUUUCAGCUAUAGCCUUUAGCAGCUUGACUUGUCGGUUUGACCUGACAGGCUCCUAAGGGGAGUGGAAGAGGAGGCCAGUGUAUUGACCUCACUCUUUGAUAGAGAAGAACUGGAAUUCAUGAUAUGAAGAAUGGUAAAGCCACGGGAUUAAAUGAUAUUCAUGUUGAACAAAUAAACAUUUUGGAGAUUUUUCCAAGCAAA
Molecule: messenger RNA, 4156 nt
Organism: Thamnophis sirtalis
Lineage: Eukaryota; Metazoa; Chordata; Lepidosauria; Squamata; Natricidae
Gene: METRNL
Product: meteorin like, glial cell differentiation regulator
Biological process (GO): energy homeostasis; positive regulation of brown fat cell differentiation
Molecular function (GO): hormone activity
Source: RefSeq, a predicted model, not a curated record